AUCCAAUAAGCUAACAUCAAUCGAACAUAACUGGCCAAUCGGCGAGCAACUUGCAUUUCAUUGGGUGUCAUUUAAAACUUCAUAUAUUUCAAUAAAACAAACAUAGAAAGGCGCUAUUCGUCUUGUCCAGUCCAGAAUUGGCAAUUCUUUUUUUUGAAAAAAUUAAAUUUUUAUCUCACUUAAAUUCAAACUAGUCCAAUUUCGAUAGAGAAUAAUUCGAUGAUGUAUCAACAACCGGAAAAUUCCAACGAUAAUUCAUUAAUGAACGAUCAAAUGGGUCAUACAACGGAUAGUUAUGAUAGUGGCGAUAAUGAUCGCAGUGAAUUAUUAUUACGAGAACAGGACCGUUUCUUACCCAUCGCUAAUAUCUCAAGAAUAAUGAAGAGAUCCAUACCAGCUAAUGGUAAGAUAGCUAAAGAGGCAAAAGAAUGCGUACAGGAAUGUGUUUCUGAAUUCGUUAGCUUCAUUACAAGCGAAGCUAGUGAUCGAUGUAAACAAGAAAAACGUAAAACAAUUAAUGGUGACGAUAUCCUGUUUGCUAUGUCUAUUCUUGGAUUUGAUAAUUACAUCGAACCAUUGCAACAAUAUCUAAUUAAAUAUAGAGAUUUUAUCGUUCGUAAUGAUAAAGAUAUCAAGAAUAUUGAUCUCAAAGAUGAUGUCAGUGAUAACUCAUCGACCAAUCAACAUGAAGAUGAUUCGAUUCAAUAGUUUUUGAUGAUAAAUUUCUUCAUUCUAGCUAACCGUUUUUCCAUCUUUUCAAUUAUUUUUCAUCAAUUACCCAUUAUAUUUAUCGACAAUUGUAACAUGAUUAAUCAUCAUUUUAUUUAAUUUUUUAAUUUUAAAUGAAAUUCAUCUUGCAUUAUAAAAUUUUUAUAUAAUUU
Messenger RNA from Dermatophagoides farinae (American house dust mite), 881 nucleotides. RefSeq names its product nuclear factor Y-box B. Gene Ontology annotation, molecular function: protein heterodimerization activity; DNA-binding transcription activator activity, RNA polymerase II-specific; RNA polymerase II cis-regulatory region sequence-specific DNA binding. The record is from RefSeq and is a predicted model, not a curated record. NCBI's taxonomy places the organism in Eukaryota, Metazoa, Arthropoda, Arachnida, Sarcoptiformes, Pyroglyphidae. Gene Ontology annotation, cellular component: CCAAT-binding factor complex. Gene Ontology annotation, biological process: regulation of transcription by RNA polymerase II.